Cyprinus carpio (common carp) is the source of this 2807-nucleotide messenger RNA. Its product is annotated as calcitonin gene-related peptide type 1 receptor-like. Gene Ontology annotation, molecular function: calcitonin gene-related peptide receptor activity; calcitonin receptor activity; adrenomedullin receptor activity. The transcript is spliced from 12 exons. Gene Ontology annotation, cellular component: plasma membrane. The record is from RefSeq and is a predicted model, not a curated record. Bases 453 to 1886 code for a protein of 477 amino acids. Gene Ontology annotation, biological process: cell surface receptor signaling pathway; adenylate cyclase-activating G protein-coupled receptor signaling pathway; angiogenesis. Lineage: Eukaryota; Metazoa; Chordata; Actinopteri; Cypriniformes; Cyprinidae.
AUUUAUACUAUUUUUAUGUACAAUAUAAUAUUAAGGGGUUGCAAAGGGGUGGAACAUUUCCAGAAACUUUCCGAAAAUCCCUGGAAUGUUCCCAAAAUUUGCUGGAAAUUUUCCACAUUUUGCAACCCUAAUAAUAACACUAAUAAUAUCAUUUAUAAUAUAAUAGUCAUUAUAUAAUCAGUUAUGUAUUGUAUAUUUAUUGCUACAUGUAUGUAAUAUAAUUCACAUUCGAUUUAUUAAUAUGCAUGAAACUUUGAGCGAGGUUGUUUAGUGGAGAGUUGGUCCUGAAGGUUUGAUGUGGAAGCGAGUGUUUAAUGGAGUGAAGCAGGGCUUUGACCGCGGUGUUUACACAAGAGUAAACAAGCGUGCUCUCAUGAACGUCUCACACUGAUGUCACAGCUGGGAAACACACUGGUUCCUGCCCUGAAGCUCAAGUGUGGUCUGCAGACAUCAUGACACCAAACCCCUGCGUCCUGCUGCUGCUCACAACACUACCACAGCUGUGUCACGCUGAAGACGAGCUCGCGCCGGCGAUGAUGUCAGCGGAGCAGGAGAGCCAUGUCCCAGAAUCCCCUGAUGACCUGGGCGUGGCGCGCAAGCAGAUCCUCUCGGCUCAGUUUGAGUGUUACCUAAAGAUCAUGUUUGAUCCGCCGCACAGAGACCCGGGCCCGUACUGUAACCGCACCUGGGAUGGUUGGCUCUGUUGGGGAGACUCCGCCCCCGGAACCGCCCUCCAGCACUGCCCCGCCUACUUCCAGGACUUUGAUCCAACCGAGAAAGUGACCAAAGUGUGUGACUCGGACGGUCAGUGGUUUCAUCAUCCGGAGAGCAACCGUAUGUGGUCCAACUACACGCAGUGCUCAGCGUACACUAAACAGAAACUCGAGCUCAUGUUAGUGAAUUACUAUCUGGUGAUGGUGGGACACGGUCUGUCCAUCAUAUCGCUGUUCAUCUCCAUCUGCAUCUUCUCACACUUCAAGUGUUUGAGCUGCCAGCGAAUCACGCUUCAUAAAAACAUGUUCACCUCCUUCAUCCUGAACUCGUUCGCCACCAUCGCCUGGUUCUACUUCGUCACUAGAGACCAGAGACCCGAGACCAGGAUGGAUUCGUCUCAGAUCGGCUGUAAGCUGCUGGCUAGUAUCAUGCAGUACACGUCCUGCUCCAACUAUUUCUGGAUGCUGUGUGAGGGGAUCUAUCUGCACACGCUCAUCAUCGUGGCCGUGUUCGUGGGAGAGCAGCAUCUGGGCUGGUAUUACGUCCUCGGCUGGGGUUUCCCAGUGAUCCCUGCAGUCCUGUAUGCUGUAGCCCGUCUGCUCCUCCACGAUGACAGGUGUUGGGUCAUGAAUAUAAACCUGCUGUACAUCACACACAGCCCCAUACAAGUCGCUCUGCUGGUGAACCUGUUCUUCCUGCUGAACAUCGUGCGGGUGUUGAUCACCAAACUGCGGGUCACUCACUGCAUCGAGAGUAACGUCUACAUGAAGGCGGUGCGUGCCACCAUCAUCCUGGUUCCUCUGCUGGGCGCUCAGUUCAUCCUGGUGCCGCUGGAGCCCAGCGGACGCGUCUCUCGGGCCGUCUACGAGUUCUUCAUGAACAUCUUCGCCCAUUUCCAGGGUCUCCUGGUGGCUGUAAUCUUCUGCUUCUGCAAUGGAGAGGUGCAGUCGGCGCUGCGGCGUAAGUUUGCGCAGUAUCGCGGUCAGUGGAAGUGCCGGCGUCUGGUGACCAAUGACUCUCACUGUUACUACCACACAAACUCAUCCAUCACCGAGACCAGCCGCGUCACCAUCGGCCUCGAGCCCGGCCCCGCCAACGGCCAGAGAAACGGCAGCGUCUGCUCCAGCCACGGGCCCAAUAGCUGCGACGUGCUCGAGUGCACGGAAAUAUGAGCGUCUGUCUCAUCAUGCACACACAAUAUCACCAACACUACACAGCACUCCCAGCUAACACACAUGUUCUAAGAACGGUUUGCUAACAUUCAUAUUAAAGCUGCAGUCUGUACGUUUUGCCUCUUUGUCGCCAUCUCUGUUUGAAACCUGCAAUUGCAGUUAUUUACGCAAUUAUCUUCUUUACAUGGGUUGUGCUCCGGCACGGCUCCAGCGCGGAGGAAUCUAAUGAUUUGAGGUGAAUGUGUGGCAGUCAGUCAUCGGUGUGGAUUUUUAUAGUACUUUGUGAAUCACAGAUUCUAGUCUAUGUCUUGGAAUAUAUGAACCAAAUAAGCAUUUUCACUGUAUAUUGUCAUCUGAAGUAAGUAACAAGUCUGCCACUUUUGUUCUGACCAACCAGGAUCAAAAUAAAUUGCACUACAGUGGUGAUUAAAUCUAAUGCUCAUAUCACUUCAAACCAUGCAAAUUAUUAUUAUUGCUAUACUUUGUUCUCAAAUUGUUCAUGUUAACAUCAGCAUUGCAUGACUAAGUGUAUUAGCGUUCCAUGUAGAUUUCAAUUUCUGUACAGUCUAAUCUCUAAUUGCAUACAAUUCGAAUUUCAUAUUAAGAAAUUCUUUUAACCCCAAAAGCUAAUUAUUCUUCCUUAGAACCGGUUCUCUUUGAAAUACAAAUCUUGUGUAAUCCCAGGCUAUCUGUAAUCAGAUGCACAUUUAAUGUAAUGACACAGCGGCAUGCUCAAAUUUUCCGCAAAUUGAAUUUGAAAACAUUAGCUAACCGUUGUGAAUGGGGCUAAGGUACAGAGAUAGUUUAAACACUGGCUGGUUAUGUACUUAUGUACUGUCAUUUUUAACCAAAAAUAAAAAAUAAAAUUACGGACUGCAGCUUUAAGUUUCAAAAACGUUAUUUCUGAAUGUUCUCCAAACG